Molecule: messenger RNA, 1558 nt
Organism: Eurytemora carolleeae
Lineage: Eukaryota; Metazoa; Arthropoda; Copepoda; Calanoida; Temoridae
Product: bcl-2-related ovarian killer protein-like
Exons: 6
Coding region: 1-948 (315 amino acids)
Biological process (GO): intrinsic apoptotic signaling pathway in response to DNA damage; extrinsic apoptotic signaling pathway in absence of ligand; regulation of apoptotic process
Cellular component (GO): mitochondrial outer membrane
Molecular function (GO): protein heterodimerization activity; protein homodimerization activity
Source: RefSeq, a predicted model, not a curated record
AUGACAGAUAAAUGGUUUCAUGUCAGAAUUGAGGAGUGGGUGGUUUUAGAUCCUGUAGAUACUCACAGACAGACAGAUAAAGAGACAGAGACAGACAUAUACAUAUACAGACAGACAGAUACUCACGGACAGACAGAUACAGUAACUCAGCUUCCCCCAACCAAGAACUCCAGCAUAUACCUCUUCAAGUCAGCGUUCUUGCAUAAUCUGACUCUCCAGUGGGGGACGAAAACUAAUUAUGUUCUAAAAUGCAGGAGAUAUCGACGCUUCAGCAAUGUCAGUGACGCAGUUUCUAGAAAGCUUUCGACAACCAUAGGCUGGAGAACGGUCAGCAUACAGGAGGUUGUUACACAGUCAAAGAGUAUGUGCGGUCAACACAUACGUGCUUGGUUGAAGCGCAGAAGUCUGUUCAACAAGCGCCUCGGUCUUCAAAGACUAAAAAGCGUAUCCAACCUCCCUGGCAGUAUGGCGGUCUGUGAUGUUUUUGUACAGUUAGAAGCCCUCUCGUUAGAGAUGGAAAGACGACAUCCAAAACUUUAUACCGGAGUUUGCAACCAGAUGGGGUUGACUGUGGCGAGUGAGAAAUCCAUGGCGAAGGCGUUAAGUUCCAUGGCGCUGGAGAUAUUUAAAGUUGAUAUUACAUGGUUUAAGAUUGCCAGCUUUUAUAAUCUUGUGAGUGGAACUGCAGUGGAUUGUGUGAAACAAGGCCAUCCAGAGUAUUUGUAUGGUUUGGUUGAAGCUGCAGGGUUGGUUAUAGAACGUGAUGUAGCAAACUGGAUUGCAAACCAAGGAGGCUGGGUUGCGAUCCUGUCUAAAUACCGAACUCCUGAGGAUAGCAGUGUGUUCCAGAUGAUCGCGCUGUCUGUCGUCGGUCUGAUCGUUUUUCUCGUCGCGUUCGCGAUUGUUUUAAAGACAAUAGGAAAUUUGUUUUUCUUUUACCAAUCCUAGCAGUUCUCCUCUCAACCAGUCAAAGUAGUUCUCCUCUCAACCAAUUCUAGCAGUUCUCCUCUCAACCAGCCCUAGCAGUUUUCCUCUCAACCAGCCCUAGCAGUUCUCCUCUCAACCAGUCCUAGCAGUUCUCCUCUCAACCAAUCCUAGCAGUUCUCCUCUCAACCAAUCCUAGCAGUUCACCUCUCAACCAAUCCGAGCAGUUCUCCUCUCAACCAAUUCACGCAGUUCUCCUCUCAACCAGUCCGAGCAGUUCUCCUCUCAACCAAUCCUAGCAGUUCUCCUCUCAACCAAUCCUAGCAGUUCUCCUCUCAACCAAUCCUAGCAGUUCUCCUCUCAACCAAUCCUAGUAAUUCUCCUGUUUUUCCAGUUACGUUGUGAUUUCAUACUUUUACUAUAUAUAAAUCCUUAGUUAGUUAAAUGACAGAAUCUAAUAAUACUUGAGGAGCAAGUGUGAAAAGAUGCCAACAGAUGGAUCCGAUAUUAUAAAGAUCAAACAGUUUUUGGCAAAUCCAGAGUUUAUCUUGUCAAACUUAAUUAUAUUAUGUUAGUUAUUUAUUUAUGUCACACAGUUUAUAUUUGUUGUUAAAAAUAUAAAUGCAUUAUUUAA